Messenger RNA from Aspergillus puulaauensis, 357 nucleotides. RefSeq lists its product as uncharacterized. Lineage: Eukaryota; Fungi; Ascomycota; Eurotiomycetes; Eurotiales; Aspergillaceae. The record is from RefSeq and is a predicted model, not a curated record. The transcript has a single exon. Bases 1 to 357 code for a protein of 118 amino acids.
AUGAACUGCGUUAUGGGUUGGCCGGUUUCGGAAUUGCCAUCGAAAUCCCGUUUCAAUACGAGGGGUCGACUCUUCUUCCUUCCCCAAUCCCAAGGCUGGUUGUCCAGCCUAUACGCCGCGGCAACAGCAUCUUCGGAUGCUGUAACUGAUGUUCCGUUCAUGGAGCGUCGGUAUGAGUCGAGUGCUUCGAGCACAAGGCGAAGAUCAAAUCGUAUAAUAUACAAGAUCACAAAUAAGCCGGAGCGCUUUCUUGAGCCUGUCUCGAAAGGGGCAUGGUGGGUGGAAGAGCUUGACUUGGUUGGUCGUACAUAUAUCCUCGUGUCGGAGAAAGUAGCUUCUAGGAUCCAUGAAUGUUAG